Messenger RNA from Lathyrus oleraceus (garden pea), 1749 nucleotides. RefSeq names its product cation transporter HKT1;3. Lineage: Eukaryota; Viridiplantae; Streptophyta; Magnoliopsida; Fabales; Fabaceae. The transcript has 3 exons. Gene Ontology annotation, biological process: transmembrane transport; monoatomic cation transport. The record is from RefSeq and is a predicted model, not a curated record. Bases 1 to 1659 code for a protein of 552 amino acids. Gene Ontology annotation, molecular function: monoatomic cation transmembrane transporter activity. Gene Ontology annotation, cellular component: plasma membrane.
AUGAAUAUCUUAAAUUCCUUUUUAAAAAAGUUGCAACAUCUUUUUAACACAUCAUGCCAAAAACUUGCUUGUCUAAGCAAAUCAAUUUUUUUCUUAGCAGCAUGUUUUUGUCGUUUCAUCCUCUUAAGAGCAAAUCCAUUAUGGAUUCAAAUUGUAUAUUUCACAUCUCUUUCCAUUUUAGGUUUUGGAUUUCUCAAAGCUCUUGACUCUUCUUCUUCACAAACACCACCUAAAAACUUAGAUCUAUUCUUCACUUCAAUUUCAGCCACAACAGUUUCAAGCAUGUCAACAAUUGAAAUGCAAAUUUUUUCAAACUCUCAAUUAAUCAUCAUCACCAUUUUAAUGUUCAUAGGUGGUGAAAUCUUUACAUCCAUGGUAGGACUCCAUUUCAUUAGAUCAAGACUCAAAACUGAUUUAGAUAAAAUCGCUACGUCUCAUGCUCGUCUUGCGUCUCUAAACCCUUUCGUCGUAGAUCAAAUUCAUCUUGAACUUGAAAUGGUCACAACAAACACAAACGAGGUACACAAUAAAUCACAUGAAUCUUUACAUAGUAAAUCACAUGAAUCUUUACAUAAUAUAUCACAUGAAUCUUUGAGUACUACAAAUGAAAAUUUAAGGUACUUGUCUAUGAAAUAUUUAGGCUAUGUAGUUCUUGGUUACAUUCUAGUUCUCCAUUUUAUAGGUAUAUUUGGAGUGUCUCUUUACCUUACAAUUAUUCCUAGUACGAAACAAAUACUAAAAAACAAGAAUCUUAAAAUGUUCACAUUUUCUGUUUUUACUAUAGUUUCAACUUUUGCAAGCUGUGGUUUUGUUCCAACAAACGAAAACAUGAUUGUUUUUAAGAAAAAUUCUGGUCUUCUUCUUAUGCUUAUUCCACAAGUGCUUCUUGGAAACACAUUGUAUCCUCCAUUUUUGAGAUUUUGCAUAUGGGUGUUGGGAAAAUUCUACAAGAAGAAAGAGUGUGGUUAUCUUUUGAAGCAUUCAGAGGAAGUUGGUUACAAACAUUUGUUGAAGGGGAAACAUUCUGUGUUUCUUGUGGCUACUGUUUUUGGGUUGCUUGUGGUUCAAGUUACAUUGUUUUGUUUAAUGGAUUGGAAUUCAGAAGGUUUGAAGGGGAUGAAUAAUUAUGAGAAAUUGAUUGGUGUAUUGUUUCAAAGUAUUAAUUCAAGACAUACUGGAGAAACUAUCGUGGAUAUCUCAAUUCUGUCACAAGCCAUGUUGGUGUUGUUUGUACUCAUGAUGUACCUUCCUCCUUACACAUCAUUCCUCCCAUUGAAAGAUUCAGAAAUUAGCAGUAAGAGGAUGAAAAAGACAAGAGGAAAAGUUUCUGAAAAUCUGAUAUUCUCUCAACUCUCCUAUUUAACCAUUUUCAUCAUUCUAGUGUGCAUAACUGAGAGGAAAAAAUUGAAGGAAGAUCCUCUCAAUUUCAAUGUUUUGAAUAUUGUUCUUGAAGUUAUAAGUGCUUAUGGGAACGUAGGAUUUAGUACAGGAUACAGUUGUGAAAGACAAUUACAUCCAGAAGCAAAUUGUGAAAAUAAGUGGAUUGGGUUUGUUGGAAAAUGGAGUGAUGAAGGAAAGAUUAUUCUUAUACUUGUUAUGUUGUUUGGAAGACUCAAAAAGUUCAAUAUGGAUGGAGGCAAGUCAUGGAAACUUCUCUAGCUCUUUCAUCAAUGUCAAUGAUAUUCAAGUUCCAUGCAAUGAAUUUAUGUAUUUAUGUAUAUGUGAUGCAGAUAAUGCUCUGCAAUUACA